Messenger RNA from Pleurotus ostreatus (oyster mushroom), 279 nucleotides. RefSeq lists its product as uncharacterized. The transcript is spliced from 2 exons. NCBI's taxonomy places the organism in Eukaryota, Fungi, Basidiomycota, Agaricomycetes, Agaricales, Pleurotaceae. The record is from RefSeq and is a predicted model, not a curated record. The coding region runs from base 1 to 279 and encodes 92 amino acids.
AUGGUCUGGGUAUCCAACCGAUCUGCUCAAACUAUCAUCGUCGCUAUCACCAACAAGACUGGUGGUAAUGCCAGUAACUUCGAGAUUAUCCCCGAACCUCUACUCGUCGAGACACAUGGAAAGAACCACUGGUCCCGCAGCGGAGCUGAGACUGCUACCGUCACCUUUGAGAAAAGCGGCGUCAAGUUUGAGACCGCUAUCAGUGCGCUGGAUGUUCUCGUCGUCUACAACGAUACAUACAUCGUGCAGCCAUCUACCAAGCAAAAAUCCAUUUCUUGA